This is a messenger RNA of Candidula unifasciata, 338 nucleotides long. The record is from the annotation of a GenBank genome assembly. NCBI's taxonomy places the organism in Eukaryota, Metazoa, Mollusca, Gastropoda, Stylommatophora, Geomitridae.
AUGGAGGGCAAAAAUAAACUGAAAGUGGUCAAAAUGACAUCCAGCAGCUUUCUAAGAACAAUGGAAGCUUGCAUUAGGACAGGGAUUCCUGUCUUGCUGGAAGAUGUAGGGGAAACAUUAGAUCCUGCUCUGGAGCCAAUCCUGCUGAAGCAAACAUUCAUACAAGGUGGACGUCUCCUGAUUCGACUAGGGGAUAGCGAUAUAGACUAUGACAAGAAUUUCAAAUUUUAUAUGACAACAAAGCUGUCGAAUCCACAUUACCUGCCGGAAAUCUGCAUCAAAGUCACCAUUAUAAAUUUUACUGUCACUAAAAAGGGGCUUGAGGACCAGCUGCUGAG